AUGACAGAGCCAUUUCCGGAGGUUUCCCAAGACGGACUCGGACUAUGCACCCGUGCUCAGGCCUCGUUGGAACUUCGACCUGACGCUCAAUCAGAAUUCCGCCACACGCAGGACUUUAUUCAAGCGGAUGGAUUAUCACGACUCCCACAAAACCAGACGUCUACCCCAGAAGACAUGAUGAUUGCAGCUAUCACGUCCGACGCUGACACAUCGGGUACUGAACGACGCUAUUAG
This is a messenger RNA of Echinostoma caproni, 234 nucleotides long. Lineage: Eukaryota; Metazoa; Platyhelminthes; Trematoda; Plagiorchiida; Echinostomatidae. The record is from the annotation of a GenBank genome assembly.